GAAUUUGCCAAACUCAAACGAAUACGUUUUCUCUUUCUCUUCAAUUUCACCCUUAUUAGCAUAGCAUAUUCAUUUCCCUUUCUUGAAUCGUUGUAAGCGCAUUGCGAUUUUGCCCUUAUCUUUAUUUCAAUUUUUUGUUCUGUUUUUGUUAUUCAUUUGGGUUAAUUUCGAUUCGAAGCUUAACUGCGAGAGGGGAUAUCAGAGAAGUUGAUUGGCCUCCCAUUAAUAAUCUGAAUGAUCUGAUGGAGUCUAAAGGUGGGAAGAAGAAGUCGUCUAGUAGUAAGUCCUUUUUGUACGAAGCUCCUCUCGAUUACAUCAUUGAAGACGUUCGACCACACGGUGGAAUCAAGAAGUUCAGAUCUGCUGCUUACUCCAACUGCAUCCGCAAGCCAUCCUGAGAUUCCCUAGGUCGUGUGAGGACGUAGCCCCCUUAGUCCUGCAUCUGCUAUAUUUUUCUAGUCUCUUCUCUUCUCCUUUUUCUUGUUUUCUUCCUUGCCCUUUUGUUCUCUCUACCUACACAGCAAGACUUUGUUUCUUUUUGAGUCAAGAUGGCUGGCUCAGCUAUUGGUUUCGAAGGCUAUGAAAAAAGACUUGAGAUAUCAUUUUUUGAACAUGGUGUGUUUGCUGACCCUGAAGGAAUAGGCCUCCGAGCAUUGUCCAAAGACCAAUUGGACGAGAUUCUUAAACCAGCAGAGUGCAGUAUUGUUGCAUCACUUUCAAACGAUUAUGUUGACUCUUAUGUUCUGUCAGAGUCAAGCCUGUUCAUCUAUCCUUAUAAAAUUAUCAUCAAAACUUGUGGGACUACCAAAUUGCUUCUGUCCAUCCCUGUCAUCCUCAAGUUGGCUGAUGCUCUUGACAUUGCUGUGAAAUCUGUGAGGUACACUCGUGGAAGUUUCAUUUUUCCUGGGGCACAGUCUUUUCCUCACCGCAGUUUUUCAGAGGAGGUUUCUGUUCUUGACAGCUAUUUCAGCAACCUUGGUUCUGGUAGCAAAGCUUAUGUUAUGGGUGACCCUUCGAAGUCACAGAUUUGGCACAUCUACUCUGCAAGUGCACAGACCAAAGGGUCAUCUGAAGUUGUCUAUGGCCUUGAGAUGUGCAUGACCGGUUUAGAAAAGGAAAGCGCUUCUGUGUUUUUCAAGGAGAAUACAUCUUCAGCAGCUUUGAUGACCGAAAAUUCUGGAAUUAGGAAGAUCCUUCCACAGUCUGAUAUAUCUGAUUUUGAAUUUGACCCUUGCGGAUAUUCAAUGAAUGGAAUAGAAGGGGGUGCAAUAUCCACCAUCCAUGUCACUCCUGAAGAUGGUUUCAGUUACGCAAGUUUCGAAGCUGUUGGUUAUGACUUUGAUGAGAUGGCUCUAGGUGAACUUGUGGAAAGAGUUUUAGCAUGCUUUCGUCCAGCAGAGUUUUCUGUUGCUUUGCACAUUGACAUGCAUGGCGAAAAACUUAACAAAUUUCCCUUGGACAUCAAAGGAUACUACUGUGGUGAGAGGAGCUAUGAAGAGCUUGGAGUAGGUGGUGCAGUUGUGUACCAAUCAUUUGUUCAAGGCUGUGAUGGCAGUACAUCUCCCAGGUCUAUUCUGAAAUGCUGCUGGAGUGAGGAUGAGAACGAAGAUGAAGUGAGGGAGAUAUAAGUACUUCUGGUUUUUAUGUUCUGUUAUUUAUCUUUACUGUUGAGUGUGUUAUUACCUAAUAAAUAAAUUUGGGGGUUAUGAUGUGAGAGUGAAGCAAUGAACUUAUUGUGUAGCUUCACUUAAUUUGUGUGAUUAUGCAGAUGUUUUUUUCGUUUCUACUGCCAACUCAUAUGGGAGACUCUUAUAUGAGGCUGUUGCACUUGUAUUUUAUUUUAUAUAAAUAAAUAUAAAUAUAAUUAUAUUAUAAUGUAAA
This is a messenger RNA of Glycine soja, 1881 nucleotides long. Its product is annotated as S-adenosylmethionine decarboxylase proenzyme-like. Gene Ontology annotation, molecular function: adenosylmethionine decarboxylase activity. NCBI's taxonomy places the organism in Eukaryota, Viridiplantae, Streptophyta, Magnoliopsida, Fabales, Fabaceae. Gene Ontology annotation, cellular component: cytosol. The transcript is spliced from 3 exons. Bases 549 to 1628 code for a protein of 359 amino acids. Gene Ontology annotation, biological process: spermine biosynthetic process; spermidine biosynthetic process. The record is from RefSeq and is a predicted model, not a curated record.